AUGGAUAAACAACCAACAUUAUUCGAAAGUUUACCUGUUGAACUUUUUCAUGUUAUUUUUGAAUAUUUGGCACCUCAUGAUCUCUUUAUGACUUUUAAUAAUCUCAAUCAACGAUUUACAUGUAUACUUGCUCGACAACCACUUUUUAUACCAAAUAAUCGAAAUAUGAACAUAAGUCUCUAUUUCGAUUAUCUGACUUCAAUUAUACCAAAUCAUCUAUCACAAAUUGUUUAUCUUCAUCUAUCAGAACGAUAUGCUCCACAUGCACUUGAUUAUUUUAUUUCAACAGUACCACUUGAAGCACACAAUUGGCCUGCAUUAAAAGCUGUUGUCAUUGAAGAUGUUCCAUUUCAUGCACUUGAAACAUUAUUAGAUGAUAAUUUUCUUUUAUCAAAAGCUCAUUUUCUUUCAAUUGAUAUUGGUGUUGAUCGAUAUCAUCAUUCAGAAUACAAUAACUAUGAUUUCGACAUUAUUCUUCCAAUACUCGAAUAUUUACCUGAACUACGAUCACUUUACAUACGGAUGCAUGAUCAUACGCUCAGUAAUCAUUCUUUUGCCAUCGAUCGAUAUUGUCCACCAAUGAUUAUUCAUCAAAAUUUACAUACACUUAUGAUUCAUGAGUGUUCGAGAGAAUUGUUAGUUUUAAUGUUAAACGAUGGUCAUCUAUCUCAAUUACAUCGUUUACAUGUUUCACUUGCGUGUUCACAUGAAGCUCUAGAAGUUGAACCACCAUGUCCAACACCAUUAAAAUCAACAUCAGUACCUCAACUACGGUAUAUUAGUAUUCACAUAAUGGUUGGUCUCGCUUGGAUUUUAAAUUAUUUUGAAGAACUUCAACGUCAUAGUCAACUUGAAUAUCUGAAGAUAUCAGGUCAUGUAAGAUUUACUUUAAAUAAUUGUGUUCCACGAGUAUCUGCAUUAAAACGAUGGUUACUCUUGAAUAAAUUAAAAGGAUUUAAAUUUGAAAUGAAAUUAUUAGUCGAUGCUACAAUUGAUGCAUUAAAAAUUCAAAAGCGUAUAGUUAAAGAAUAUAACAAAGCUAUUGGUAUUAAAAAAACAACAUAUCAUCGAAGUAUUAAUCUUAAUUAUUCAGCAUUAAAUAAAACAUAUAAGAAUAAUAAAGAUCCUCGAGUUGAACUUUUCGAUCAACUCGAAGACGUCGAUGAAUAUGCUGUUAAAAUGGAACUUAUGGAAAUGGAUUAUAUCAGUGAUGCAUUGCUCGAAUAUCUUCAAUCAAUUGAUCGUUGGCAUUGUUUAAGAAAAAUAAUUCUUACAAGUGAUAUUCUGGAUGUGAUAUCUGAAACGAUUGGUGAAAAUAUCCCACUUUUACUUCAUAUUGCUCAACGUGCACCAUAUCUUCGUGAAUUUUCUAUUGAAGGAAAUUUAAAAUUAGGUCGUAUAAUGUCAUCAAGUGUUCAACUUGGUAUUUUAUUUAUGUCUCAAAUUGAAAUCUUUUCUUAUGCUGCACAAAAUUCUAAUUGUUUACUUGGUGAUCUUGUUAAAAUUGUUGAUAGACUUUUUGCUCAUUCCUCUUCAUCAUCAUUAUCACCUAUCUUGAAAGAAUUAACAUUAAAUAUUGAUGGACCUCCAAGUUCAUGGCUUACUGUUGAUCAUCUAUUUGUUCAUAUUGAAAAGAUAUUAGAUCGUUUUCCAGCACUGAUUCAUUUUACAUUAAAUUGUCAACAUGAUGCUAGAUCUCCAAAUGAUACUUAUAAUUUAUUGAAAUUAGCUCCAUUAUGGCGUCAGCGAUUAUUAGAGUCUCGACCAUAUUUAAUUAAUUCAUUAGAAUAUCGAUAUAAAACAGAUUUACUAGAGAUUUGGUUGUGA
Rotaria socialis is the source of this 1827-nucleotide messenger RNA. Lineage: Eukaryota; Metazoa; Rotifera; Eurotatoria; Philodinida; Philodinidae. The record is from the annotation of a GenBank genome assembly.